Molecule: messenger RNA, 3576 nt
Organism: Nerophis lumbriciformis (worm pipefish)
Lineage: Eukaryota; Metazoa; Chordata; Actinopteri; Syngnathiformes; Syngnathidae
Product: carbohydrate sulfotransferase 12-like
Biological process (GO): proteoglycan biosynthetic process; carbohydrate biosynthetic process
Cellular component (GO): membrane
Molecular function (GO): sulfotransferase activity
Source: RefSeq, a predicted model, not a curated record
CCACAUUGGAGGUGGUGUGUUGACCACACCUUUAAAAUGUUCCCGUCAUACUUCUGUCGUUGGCCACUGAUUAGAUCACAAAGACACAGACGUGCUGGCAGAACGCUGUGAGGAUGACAUGCUGCAAAAAGCUGACAACAAUGGUAACUCGUAGAUAUGUCCUGCUGCUCCUUGCAUUAGUGACAUGCAUCUGUGUGAUGGUCAUCUCUUACCACGGGGACAUAUCAACAGCAGGGAGGAUGGUCCAGGAGCAAGAGCUGAGGAAGACAAAACUAAGAGAUGCAUGCAGAGAAGACAUAGAGGCCUUUGCCAAAGAUAAGACAAGCUCUGACAAACUCAUCAAACAAAUGCUAAGCCAACUCCUUGUGGAUGAUGAACAUGGCGUCAUUUACUGCUUCGUACCAAAGGUGGCGUGCACCAAUUGGAAGAGAUUCAUGCAUUCACUAAAAAAUGGCAAGCCCUAUCCUGAUCUCAUGAGCAUAUCUCCCGGAAAGGCCCACAAUCCAAAGGGUCUGCCAAGUCUUGCCAACUUCCCUAAAGUCGAGAUGGAGGCCAAGUUGAAGCACUACACCAAGUUCAUGUUUGUCCGUGAACCCUUUGUGCGCCUUGUCUCAGCCUUUCGGGACAAAUUACACAGCUUCAAUCAGUACUAUUACAAAGGUUUAGGCCGACUCCUUCUGACGCGCUAUGGCAACCAGUCUGACCCCCCAAUGGAUGUGAAGGAGGCGUUUGCGGCAGGCAUCAAGCCCACCUUCUACAACUUUAUCCAGUACCUUGUGGACUUGAAGUCAAUCAAUGACUACCACUGGAAGCAGAUGCACCGCCUGUGUCAACCCUGCUUAAUUGAGUACGACUUUAUCGGACAUCAGGAGACGCUUCAGGAAGAUGCCCUGCAACUGCUAACGUCCUUGAACCUGCAGGAGUUCAUGAAGUUUCCACCGGCCUACCAAAAUAUGACGUACCAUGCGUCAUUGUCCAGGUGGUUUGAAGCAGUGCCCCUGGAGGACAGGAGGAAGCUUUACAAGAUCUACGAGAAGGACUACACGUUGUUUGGCUACGAAACACCUCACUUUUUACUCAACAACACACAAUAGAGGCAGAGCCCUCUUUUAGAACAUGGAACACAGUCUUCCACCAAAAUGUAAUAAUCCUAAUCAGUUAUUUUCACACUUUCAUAAAUGAUUUACGAAUAUGUUUAAAGGGGAACAUUAUCACCAGACCUAUGUAAGUGUCAAUAUAUACCUUGAUGUUGCAGAAAAAAGACCAUAUAUUUUUUUAACCGAUUUCCAAACUCUAAAUGGGUGAAUUUUGGCGAAUUAAACGCCUUUCUAUUAUUCGCUCAUCGGGAAGCAAUCCGCCAUUUUUUUCAAACACAUUACAAACACCGAAUCAAAUCAGCUAUGUUAUUUUCCGUUUUUUCGACUGUUUUCCGUACCUUGGAGACAUCAUGCCUCGUCGGUGUGUUGUCGGAGGGUGUAACAACACGAACAGGGACGGAUUCAAGUUGCACCAGUGGCCCAAAGAUGCGAAAGUGGCAAGAAAUUGGACGUUUGUUCCGCACACUUUACCGACGAAAGCUAUGCUACGACAGAGAUGGCAAGAAUGUGUGGAUAUCCUGCGACACUCAAAGCAGAUGCAUUUCCAACGAUAAAGUCAAAGAAAUCUGCCGCCAGACCCCCAUUGAAUCUGCCGGAGUGUGUGAGCAAUUCAGGGACAAAAGACCUCGGUAGCACGGCAAGCAAUGGCGGCAGUUUGUUCCCGCAGACGAGCGAGCUAAACCCCCUGGAUGUCUUGGCUCACACCGUCCCUUAUGCCACCGAAGAUGAUCAAGAGAAGAAUAUUGACCCUAGCUUCCCUGGCCUGCUGACAUCAACUCCAAAACUGGACAGAUCAGCUUUCAGGAAAAGAUAGCGGAUGAGGGUAUGUCUACAGAAUAUAUUAAUUGAUGAAAAUUGGGCUGUCUGCACUCUUAAAGUGCAUGUUGUUGCCAAAUGUAUUUCAUAUGCUGUAAACCUAGUUCAUAGUUGUUAGUUUCCUUUAAUGCCAAACAAACACAUACCAAUCGUUGGUUAGAAGGCGAUCGCCGAAUUUGUCCUCGCUUUCUCCUGUGUCGCUGGCUGUCGUGUCGUUUUCGUCGGUUUCGCUUGCAUACGGUUCAAACCAAUAUGGCUCAAUAGCUUCAGUUUCUUCUUCAAUUUCGUUUUCACUACCUGCCUCCACACUACAACCAUCCAUUUCAAUACAUGCGUAAUCUGUUGAAUCGCUUAAGCCGCUGAAAUCCGAGUCUGAAUCCGAGCUAAUGUCGCUAUAGCUUGCUGUUCUUUCCGCCAUGUUUGUUUGUGUUGGCAUCACUAUGUGACGUCACAGGAAAACUUUGAAGCUUUUUUAACGGAUAUUGCGUGAUGGGUAAAAUUUUGAAAAAAACUUCAUAAAAUAAGCCACUGGGAACUGAUUUUUAAUGGUUUUAACCCUUCUGAAAUUGUGAUAAUGUUCCCCUUUAAACUAGCACUUUUUAACCAGAAUAAUCAAGUAUUUGGCCACCUGCCUUGACUCACAUAUGAACUUGAAGUGCCAUCCCAUUCCUAACCCAUAGACUUCAAUAUGAUGUCGAUCCACCUUUUGCAGCUAUUAAAGCUUCAACUCUUCUGGGAAAGCUGUCCACAAGGUUGCGGAGUGUGUUUAUAGGAAUUUUCGACAAUUCUUCCAAAAGCGCAUUGAUGAGGUCACACACUGAUGUUGGUCGAGAAGGCCUGGCUCUCAGUCUCCGUUCUAAUUAAUCCCAAAGGUGUUCUCUCAGGUUUAGGUCAGGACUCUGUGCAGGCCAGUCAAGUUUAUCCACACCAUACUCUGUCAUCCAUGUCUUUAUGGACCUUGCUCUGUGCACUGGUGCGCAGACAUGUUGGAAGAGGAAGGGGCCCGCUCCAAACUGUUCCCACAAGGUUGGGAGCAUGGAAUUGUCCAAAAUGUUUUGGUAUCCUGGAGCAUUCAAAGUUCCUUUCACUGGAACUAAGGGUCCAAGCCCAACUCCUGAAAACAACCCCACAACAAAAUUCUUUCUCCACCAAAUUUCACACUCGGCACAAGGCAGUCUGAAAUGUACCGUUCUCCUGGCAACCUCCAAACCCAGACUCAUCCAUCAGAUUGCCAGAUGGAAAAAUGCGUCUCCACUGCUCUAGAGUCCAGGGGUUAGUGUGUGUGCCUCACAAUAAGAAGGUCCUGGGUUUCUGUGUGGAGUUUGCAUGUUCUCCCCGUGACUGCGUGGGUUUCCUUCGGGUACUCCGAUUUCCUCCCACCUCUAAAUUGGCCUUAGUGUGUGGAUGUGAGUGUGAAUGUUGUCUGUCUAUCUGUGUUGGCCCUGCGAUCAGGUGGCGACUUGUCCAGGUUGUACCCCGCCUUCUGCCCGAAUGCAGCUGGGAUAGGCUCAAGCACCCCCUGCAAACCUGAGAGGGACAAGCAGUAGAAAAUGGAUGGAUGUGCAUACACAUGUUUUAAGUUGAAAUUUCCCCGAAGGUUGUAUUUCUUCUCUUUUGUUGAGAAUUGUUGUACAUUCUUGGGUAGCAAGUUAAAAUUGGCUUU